Caenorhabditis briggsae is the source of this 1719-nucleotide messenger RNA. NCBI's taxonomy places the organism in Eukaryota, Metazoa, Nematoda, Chromadorea, Rhabditida, Rhabditidae. The record is from RefSeq and is a predicted model, not a curated record. Gene Ontology annotation, cellular component: membrane. Gene Ontology annotation, molecular function: potassium ion leak channel activity. Gene Ontology annotation, biological process: stabilization of membrane potential; potassium ion transmembrane transport. The transcript is spliced from 9 exons. Bases 1 to 1719 code for a protein of 572 amino acids.
AUGACCUUGUUCCAGUUCCUCCGAUGGUUUUGUCAGCUCAUCCAUCUUGGCUCGUAUUAUAAGUUUUUAAUAUUAAUGAUGUACACGCUCUUUGGAGCUUGGAUGUUCAAGACCCUCGAGACGACACCACUCACUGAAGGAAUUGGAAAAACCCCCGCCCUGAUCAUAAAAGAGCCCCAGGAUGCCUUUAUCUUUUUGAAGAAGUUCCAAGAGACCGCCGCAAAGAUGCCCGAUGAAUUGCUUUUGCAAUUUGUUAAGAACCAAAGCGACAUCCUGUUCGCCGCAUACAAAGCUCAGGAAGAGAUCGACUGGACGUGGUGCCUGGGUAUCCUCUACUCAGUGGAAACGUACACCACGAUUGGUUACGGUUACCCCGUCGUAAGGACAUGGCAAGCAAGGUUGGCCACAAUCAUCUACGCAAUGAUUGGUGUCCCAUUCUUCUUGGUAUACCUCGCGUCGGUCGGAAAGACCAUGAGCAAAACCAUGGCAAGGAUCGACAAGAGAAUGCGUCGAACUAAUUUUGGAAAACUCCUCCUCUACUCUCGAGUCCCGAUGGCCAACUCCGAAGCUUCAGAGGACCCUUUCUCGAUCAGAAUCGCUGUAAUGAUGCUGAUUAUUUGGAUCUGUUUCACAUCGGCAUUCUUUUCUGUUUUGGAAGGUUGGACUUAUGCAACUUCUGCAUAUUUUUUCAUCGUCACCAUUUCAACAAUAGGAUAUGGUGAUUUGAUUUUCCAAAACCAAAACAUGAUUCCAUUCAAUUUGUCGCUUAUUCUGAAUGGAAUGUGCCUUAUUUCCAUGUGCUUCGAAUUGACUAUUAAAAGGAUCGCCAAAUGGAAACAAAAUCAGUUCGAAAAACAUAUGAAAAAGAUUCAAAAAAUGGCAUUACUGGUGUACGAGAAGGAUCUAUUAGUUGAGGACGCCUCACAUCUUGAUAUUUGCAUAAAUCCUAACCUAAUGGAAUACGCUGCAACUCAUACAGGCGAAGAGACAAUUGGUUUCUUUGGAGAAAUGAAAGAAUGGGCUUAUGGUAUUUUAGUAGAUCAUGUGAUCCAGUCCAAAUUGGAAACGAAUCCAAACUAUGCUGAUGAAGAGUUAGACGAAGAGGAAGGACAAGAAAUGGUAAAUAUGGUUGUUGGCUCAAACGAAAGAGGAACAAGAAAAAAUACCGGAAUUCUGUCUUCUUAUUCUUGCACCUCAAAACGUAUGAUUCGCCAAACAUAUCACACACUCAUUGAUCGCAUCAAGGCGCUGGAGCAAGCCAAGCCAAGGAAAAAUGACAUGGACUCAAUAAUGUUUAUCCAAUUUUUGGAGAACAAAAAAGUCGUCAAACUUGUGGAACUAUUCAAGCAUCCAAAUCAGACUACAACUUCAUGUCAAACCGAUAUUAGUGGACCAGUAGAUCAGAAGACAAAUCAAACGAUGAAUGAGAAAAUCGGUAAAUUUCAUUUUGAUAUCAGGGAUGCAGUCAUAGCCUCCUCACUCCAGGCUCAUGUUUCCUUCAACCUACCGCGUCUCCGAUUUCAAUCAGAUCAAGCAAAGAUGUUAGAUGAAGAUUAUGUCAAAAUUCCAGUCCAUAUGUUACGUCGAAGAACUUUGCAACCUCCAAUGAGUCCUCUAUCAAACCAGGCUUCAUCACUCAAAGCGUUGGUGGUACAAGAACAACACGAAAAGGACAAUUCAGAGAAUCAAUCAAAGCAAAGAAGGCGGACAUCGUGUUAA